Molecule: messenger RNA, 1548 nt
Organism: Patiria miniata (bat star)
Lineage: Eukaryota; Metazoa; Echinodermata; Asteroidea; Valvatida; Asterinidae
Product: ubiquitin-conjugating enzyme E2 E3-like
Exons: 3
Coding region: 492-764 (90 amino acids)
Source: RefSeq, a predicted model, not a curated record
AUAAACAGCACCUGCCAGAGGGAGGAGGUGCACUAACCACACCAGCGUAUCUCGUGCUCUAGCUCGCCGGACGCAAGUUGUUCAUGUUGGCGGAUCGUCUCUUAUUUUGGGCGAAUAUUUUGCCGUUUCUCACAGAACAGAUCGACCUUUUCUUGAAGUACAUGACAUGUACGAGUAUCAUCCUCUCUCCUGGUGAAAUAUCAAAGCGUUUGGACGCAUUUUGGUGGGCGAACUGACUGAUCUUUGUUUGGAAGUUCAUGCUUGGAUUAUCGCCUUUAUCAAUGUUGGCCUCUCAUCGCAUUCAUUCACACACACACAGUAGGCCGUGCGAUUGUAAAGGACAAUCCAUCUAAAACUCCUCUUUUCCUGAGAAAAGUGGCUACUCGCUCGCAGUUUGCUUUGUCGUAUCGUAAGUUCUGGAGUAGCUACAAAUACGAAAAUUGGCAGGGAGUAAGGAGGAAGGUCUGGAUAAGACGCAUAUUUAUGCCAAGAUGAACGAGGUGGAUCGAGAAGUCCAACAGCAACCGCAGCAGCAUGCCGUGGCUGGCGGUGGUCGACGGGGGAAUAGUUCCGCUGCUGCAGCUGCUGCUGUCGCUGCUGCCGUGGCCGCAAAUCGAGAGCAGCAGACCACUUCCCAACAAGAUCGCGACCAGAAAUCCAACAACACAGGAAAGUGGACAAGCGAAACGUAUGCCAAGAGUACCAGAAGGAUUCAGAAAGAACUAAGGCAAAUAAUGUUGGAUCCCCCUCCAAAUUGCAGGUAAUUUUUUGAUUUUCCCCAAAAAUAUAGAUCUAGGCCUAGUUCUUGAUUUUCCCAGAAAAAAAUUGGCUAUUCCUUCCUCCAUGAUAUUGUAAGCUGGCCUAAAAUGGAUACCGCAUCACUGCAAUGUGUAAAAUGUAUUGAUUUGUUUAUCUAAGCAGGUUUUAAUCGAGGACCCUAGCAAUUUGUUGUAGAGCUGAAUUUUGGAUCGGAGUUUUGUUUAGUUCGACCAUAGUUUGACUUGAGACAUCUUUGAUACUUUUGAAUUGCGAUUUUUGGUCCACAAAUUAAUACGUUAUUGACCCCAUUUUCGUUCUUUGGUUGAGAAAUUUUACUUUGUUGACCCUAUGCACCAAACACGUGCAAAAAAUUUGUCAUGAAAAUAAUUUUUUUUGUUCUACAAAGAAGUAAAGUUGUGUGAUAAGGCAAUAUGCUCUUUGAUGCAUUGAUUGUUCAAUACUGUUGAAAUUGGAAGAUUACGAUUCAAUAUUUGGACAAUUUGGUUGAGAAAUUUUACGUUUAUUAUUGACCCUUUGCACCAAACACGUGCAAAAAUUUGUCAUAAAAAUCAAUUUUUAUUUUACAAAGAAGUAAAGUUGUGCGAUAAGAAUAUGGCCUUAUGAUUUGUGCAUUGAUUCUUCAAUACUGUUGAAAUUGGCAGAUCACAAUUCAAUAUUUGGACAGUUUGAAAGAGAAACUCGAUCGGCAGCAGUACUACCAGGAAAUUUGGUUAAUCUUUUUAGUUGCUGAAAAUGUAUGUUACAUAUCUGCUGUGAGAGUGCUUGAAC